Salvelinus namaycush (lake trout) is the source of this 2771-nucleotide messenger RNA. RefSeq names its product chloride channel protein 2-like. Lineage: Eukaryota; Metazoa; Chordata; Actinopteri; Salmoniformes; Salmonidae. Bases 1 to 2745 code for a protein of 914 amino acids. Gene Ontology annotation, molecular function: voltage-gated chloride channel activity. Gene Ontology annotation, cellular component: membrane. The record is from RefSeq and is a predicted model, not a curated record. Gene Ontology annotation, biological process: chloride transport; transmembrane transport. The transcript has 24 exons.
AUGGCCAGCGACGAUCAGCGGGGGCUCCAUUAUGAACAAACGUUGAUGUAUGGUCGCUACACACAGGAGUUGGGGGCGUAUGCUAAAGAAGAGGCAGCUCGCCUGAGGGAGGAGGAGGUGCGGAGGCCCUCGGUCACAGAACGCUCACACUCCCUGGAACUCCUGGAGAAUGACAAGGGCUGCUGCGCCAAGUGUCGCAUCUGUACGGUGCGCUGUCAGAAGUUCCUCAUCUCUUGUGUUGGUGAAGACUGGAUCUUCCUCAUCCUCCUGGGUCUAUUCAUGGCUCUGCUCAGCUGGCUGGUCGACUUCGGUAUCGGCAUCUGUCUACAAUCACAGAAGUGGAUGUAUGUGAACCUGGAGAGUAAUGUGUUUCUCCAGUACCUGGCCUGGGUCACCUACCCUGUGGUGCUCAUCACCUUCUCAGCUGGCUUCACACAGAUACUGGCCCCACAGGCCGUAGGUUCAGGUAUCCCAGAGAUUAAGACCAUUCUGAGGGGUGUAGUGCUGAAAGAAUACCUCACCUUUAAAACCUUUGUGGCCAAAGUCAUCGGUCUCACGUUUGCCCUGGGCAGUGGCAUGCCUCUGGGCAAGGAGAGUCCGUUUGUUCACAUUGCUAGUCUUGGUGCUGCACUUCUCUGCAAGUUCAUGUCUCUGUUUGGAGGAAUAUAUGAGAAUGAGUCGAGGAACAUUGAGCUGUUGUCAGUUGCCUGUGCUGUGGGGGUGAGCUGUGUUUUCGCUGCCCCUAUUGGAGGUUUGCUGUUCAGUAUUGAGGCAAUGUCUACUUUCUUCACUGUGAGGAACUACUGGAGAGGGUUCUUCGCUGCUACCGUCACUGCCUUCAUGUACAGAGUCCUGGCCGUGUGGAACAGAGACGAGGUGACCAUCACAGCUGUGUUGCCAACCAAUUUCCGUCAGGACUUCCCCUUUGACCUCCAGGAGCUUCCAGCCUUCGCUAUCCUUGGUAUUGCCAGUGGUCUUGGCGGGGCAUUGUUUGUCUGCCUGAACAGACAGAUAGUCCAGUUAAUCAGGAACCAGAAGACCAUCAAAAAGUUCCUCAUGAAGAAGCGUCUGCUGUACCCAGCCCUGGUCACUCUGCUUGUGUCUACGCUAACGUUUCCCCCCGGCUUCGGACAGUUCAUGGCAGCCAAGCUGACCCAGAUGGAGUCCCUGGAGACAUUGUUAGACAACCAGACGUGGUCCAAGCAGGGCAUACCCGAGGAGUUUGACAGCGACAGCAACUCUCAGGCCUGGAAACAACCCCAGGUCAACGUCUUCGUCACCCUCACCCUCUUUGUCGUCAUGAAGUUCUGGAUGUCUGCUCUGGCCAUGACCAUGCCUGUGCCCUGUGGAGCCUUCAUGCCUGUCUUCGUCAUUGGGGCAGCGUUUGGCCGUCUGGUCGGGGAGAGCAUGGCCACCUGGUUCCCUGAUGGCGUCCACUCUGAUGGCACCAUCUACCCCAUAGAGCCAGGAGUGUACGCAGCCGUAGGUGCGGCGGCCCUGUCUGGAGCAGUCACUCACACAGUGUCGACGGCAGUUGUUGUGUUUGAGCUGACAGGUCAGAUCAGCCACAUCCUGCCGGUGAUGAUAGCGGUGAUACUGGCCAACGCCGUGGCCCAGUCCCUCCAGCCCUCGCUAUAUGACUCCCUCAUCAUGAUCAAGAAACUACCUUACCUCCCUGAGCUGGGAUGGGGACACCACGAGAAGUAUAACAUUUGUGUGGAGGACAUCAUGAUCAGUGAUGUGAUGUACAUCACCCUCAACUGCUGCUACAGAGACCUGCAUGAUGUACUGCUGUCCGGACACCUCAAGACCCUAGCCCUGCUCGAGUCCAGUGAGUCGAUGAUCCUGCUGGGUUCUAUUGAGCGUGCCCAGCUCCAGGCCCUCCUGUCCCUACAGCUGGGCCGGCCACGGAGGCUGAAGUACCUGAGAGACCGGGCCACAGCUGAUAAGCGCCUGUCGGUGGUCUCCCACCCAAGCAGCGAGGACCGCUCCACCAUGGUCAACCAGGAGGUCCACUUCCAGAUCUCCACAGAGGAGUCUUCCCUCAGUUCCACUCCUACCCCCUCCAUGAAGCCACUGAAGCCGGCCCUGAAGAGACCCUCUGUGGUGGACCGCCCUACUGAGAUACCCAUGCCUACAAGUCCACAGGACCACUCUGGCAGCACCUUGAAGAACCUCUUCCGUGCCAGACCUGAUAUAGAAGGCCUGGAGAACAACAAUGUCAACAUCAACAUAAAGGGCACUGCAUCGAGCUCUGCGUCUCCUGAGUUUAGGAGGCCACCCAAGCGCAUCAGGAUAUUCGUUGUGGAUGACUUCGAUGUGGAUGAUGACAUGACCAUCAGAGAGAUUGCAGAGUGGGAGGAGAACCAGCUUGACGAGCAGGUGAACUUCGACAACUGCAUGAUCGACCCCGCCCCCAUCCAACUGGUGGAGAGCACCUCACUACAUAAGACCCACACCAUCUUCUCUCUGCUGGGGUUGGACCAUGCCUACGUCACCAGCAUUGGACGACUCAUCGGAGUGGUGUCCCUCAAAGAGCUGCAGAAGGCCAUCGAGGGCUCUGUGGCAGUGAAGGGGGUGAAUGUGCGCCCCCCUCUGGCCAGUUUCCGGGACAGCGGCACCAGUGGCACCAUUAUGAACAACGAGAACAAAGCCAGAGAUCUCCACAAGCUGUGGAACCGCCGAAAGUUGAUGUCCCUCCCCCAGGAGCACCGAGCCUCCGACUCUGACGAGAAGUCCAAGUGAGGUGGACGGGGAUAGGUUGACGGGGA